CCUCCCUUAACGGACACCUCUAAAUAGCGGACACCUCUAAAUAGCGGACGUUUUUUCGGGGACGGGUACAUUUUCACCACUUUUAUAUAGGAAAACCUCUAAAUACAGGACACUCUAAAUAACGGACACUUUUAUGACAUUGAUAUUAGUUAUUUUUAUCUUAAAUUAAGAAUUACUUUAGAAUACCUGAAUAAAAACGUUAUCUUAUGUGUACAUUAUUAUACUGUACAUGAAAAUCUUAUCUGUUCAGUCAUUGAAAUAUUAUCGCGUCAACGAAGUAUUGUAACUAAUGCAUUGUCCUAUGUGCAUUUAGUUGUGUUUGUGGUGCCAACGUUUAUUGUAGUGCGAAUUUAUUUAUUUAACGUAUUGUUUAUACAAACUUUAUUGUAGUGCGCUAUGGCUAGCAAAAGAAAACGAUUAACUUUAAAAGAAAAAAUAGACAUUCUGGAAUUUCGAACAUCAAAUACAAUGGGCGUUCGUGCAUUAGCAGACAAAUUUAGUGUUAGUAAAACACAAAUUGCUGAUAUUAUAGCAAAUAAAGACGCUCUUUACAAAACUUGGGCUGAAAAUGGAGAAGAGAAACGGAAAUGGACAAAGCUACAAAAAACAGAAACCUCUAUAAUCAACAAUGAAGUAUUAAACUGGUUUUCAAAAUUACGAGAAAAAAAUCUUCCUGUUUCAGGACCGAUGCUUCAAGAAAAAAUUUGUGGUGAAGCAGCAAGUGUUGAUGAAGAAGCCGUUGAUAACUGGAAAGCAAAAAUACCCGAAAUUAUAGCAAACUACGCAGAAUGCGAUAUUUUUAAUGCAGAUGAAACGGGAUUGUUUUAUAGAGUUCUACCAGAUAAAACCAUGGCGUUUAAAAAUGAGAUAUGUACUGGAGGAAAAAUUUCAAAAGAACGUUUAACUGUACUCUUGUGUACUAACAUGUUAGGUGAGUUUGAACGGCCACUCGUCAUAGGCAAAGCUAAACGUCCACGAGCCUUCAAAAAAUUGGAUAUUAACAACUUUCCCGUCAAUUGGUUUUGGAACAAAAAAGCCUGGAUGACGACUGAAAUAAUGACUGAGUGGCUUAUGAAAUUUGAUAAUAGAAUGGGUCAAAAUAAAAGAAAAGUUUUACUAUUUUUAGACAACGCGGCUCCUCAUCCACAUUUAAAAAUGAAAAAUAUUGAACUUGUGUUUUUUCCACCUAACAUGACUUCUCAUUGCCAACCGCUUGACCAAGGAGUAAUCCAUCAGUUUAAGAAAUUAUAUCGUACGCAACUGUUACGUAAAGCUGUUGCCGAUUUGGAUGCCAAUUCAAGUCAACCUAUCAACAUAAUGGAUGCAAUUUACUGGGUGUCUUCAUCUACAAAAAACAUUCAACCCGAAACAGUGAAGAAAUGCUUUUUGCGGUCUGGCUUUAGGCACCGUGAUAACAAUGUUACAGACGUUGAUGAUCUACUUACACCAAUAGAAGAACUUGGCAAUCUUAUUAAAGUGAUUGACAAUACAAUUACGGAAAAUGACUACAUAACACUAGACGAUUGCGUAGAGACUUACGACGCCGAUAUCGAAAAUUCAUCUGAUACUACGAGCAUGUCUACCCAAAAUGAAGAAGAAAGUGAUGAAGAAAAUGAUGGGUCCGAAGAUCAAGAAAUUCCAAAAAUAAGAAGUCUACGAGAGGCAUUGCUAGCAGUAAAAGACAUACGUACAUAUAUUUCUUCUAUCGAGGUACAGAAUAGUUCAUUGUUCUCAAACACAAUCCAAUUAGAAAAUGCCUUAACAUACGAAAUAACUACGCCUGCAAUUAGUAAACAAACUAAAGUAACAGAU
Molecule: messenger RNA, 1812 nt
Organism: Sipha flava (yellow sugarcane aphid)
Lineage: Eukaryota; Metazoa; Arthropoda; Insecta; Hemiptera; Aphididae
Product: tigger transposable element-derived protein 4-like
Exons: 2
Cellular component (GO): nucleus
Molecular function (GO): DNA binding
Source: RefSeq, a predicted model, not a curated record